Zea mays is the source of this 807-nucleotide messenger RNA. RefSeq lists its product as uncharacterized. Gene Ontology annotation, cellular component: chloroplast. The record is from RefSeq and is marked validated. Lineage: Eukaryota; Viridiplantae; Streptophyta; Magnoliopsida; Poales; Poaceae. The coding region runs from base 122 to 607 and encodes 161 amino acids. The transcript is spliced from 3 exons.
CUUAUCUAAAACGAAACGGCUAAGAAAUCCCCACCUUCACUUCACCCACAAACUAGCCGGACAAGCGAACAAAAGGUGUAAGAGCUUACGACCGACGCGGCCAAAUCGAGAUAAGAGCAAGAUGACGUCGUCGACGGCGUUCAGCCAACUGUUCCCUUCCGCCGCUGCGGUAUCCCCCGUCCCUCGCUGCGUCUCCCUGCAGCUCUUCUGCGCCAGCGGUGGAGUUGUCCCUGGAUGGAGGAGAAGAUGCCGCCGCAUGGCCAUGGUGCGCGCGGCCACCGUGGAUGCUGCGGCGCCCGCCUACACCUCCGAUUCCCUCAUCCUCUACUUCAAGGCGGAGGGCACCAUGGAGGAGAGGGCCAUUCCCAAGAUCACAGAAUCUCUUGAGGGUAUGGAGGGAGUCAAGGACCUGGAGGUGCUCAUUGAAGAAGGCAUAGGGAGCGUUGUGUUAACAAAGGAGACAACUGUGCAAGCUACUGGAGUAGCCUCGAACCUGGUGGAAGCUAUCCAGGGAGCUGGGUUCAAGCUGCAAACUCUAAGCUUGAGCUUCGAUGAUUUCGACGAGCCAGCAGCAGGAGCGGGAGGCACUGUCCAAUCCAGCGAGUGAGCUAAUUUGUGGUGCCGUGCGUGGUGCCAAAUGCAUAUAAUUCGGUCUCCUGAUUUUGUUUACCCUGCUCCUUACCUUUGAUUUCCCAAGCACGAUCUUGUUUUUUUUUUGGCAAAUGGUCGAGAAAUCAAUGAAUAUUUUUAAGGAAAAACAUUUGUUUUUUUUGGCUGAUUCGUGAAGUUAGUGAUGGCUUAAGUAAA